Molecule: messenger RNA, 363 nt
Organism: Striga asiatica
Lineage: Eukaryota; Viridiplantae; Streptophyta; Magnoliopsida; Lamiales; Orobanchaceae
Source: the annotation of a GenBank genome assembly
AUGGCUGUUAAGGCAGUUGCAGAGCUGAAGAAGGAGCUUGGAAAAUUGAUGGAUGCGCUUGUGGUUGUGGAGGAAGAUGAAAGAGACCACAAUUUGGUGAUAAUUGAUAAAGCAAUUAGAAAUUUGUGUGCUCUCAAGGAACCACCUCAGGAAUUCAAAUGUCCUGUUUCUGGGACUCUAAUAAUGGACCCUGUUGUUCUAGCUUCCGCUCAGCUAUAUUGUGAAAAGCAGAAUUGCUUUCAUUUCAGUGGAGUUUUGAAAAUUGUUUUUGGGUUUGUUUCGGUUGUUGAUAGUGUCGAGCUAGAACGAGCUUUUGGCAAACCCGAACAUGAGUCGAGUUCGAGUGAGGUGAUUUUUGAAUAA